AUGUCUUCCUCUUCUUCUUCUCCUCCUUCAUUGUUCAUAAUAAAGCCAGUUCUAUGUUCUAUUGUGUUGUUCUUAGCAACAUGCCCUAGUUAUGUUCUUGGUACCAUCGAGCUACAAGAUUUAGUCAUCGAUUCUCCUUUAUUAACCAAAAACAUUCCCGCGAAUCGAACCAUUAAGGUCGAUGAUGAAGGCGAUGGAGAAUUCAGAUCCAUUCAAGCUGCCAUAGAUUCUAUUCCUGAAGGAAAUUCUCAGUGGGUCAUCGUCCAUGUCAGGAAAGGAGUAUACAGAGAGAAGGUGACGAUACCAAAGAACAAGCCGUACAUAUUCUUGAGAGGAAAUGGGAGAGGCAAAACUGCUAUAGUUUGGUCUCAGAGUUCUGUUGAUAAUAUAGAAUCUGCAACUUUCAAAGUCGAAGCUCAUAACGUCAUUGUCUUUGGAGUCAGCAUCAAGAACGAGGCGCCUACUGGGGUUGCUUACACGUCGCAGAACCAAUCAGUGGCAGCAUUUGUAGGAGCUGAUAAAGUAGGGUUCUAUCAUUGUGCGUUCUAUAGCACUCACAACACUUUGUUUGAUUACAAAGGCAGACAUUACUAUGAUGAAUGCUACAUCCAAGGCUCUAUUGAUUUCAUCUUUGGCCGCGGCAGAUCCCUCUUCCAUAAAUGUGAGAUAUUUGUGAUAGAUGACAAGAGGACGGUGAUAAAAGGGUCGAUCACCGCACAAAACAGAGAGUCAGAAUCAGAGGAAAGUGGGUUUGUGUUUGUGAAAGGAAAGGUAUAUGGCAUAGGAGGGGUGUACUUGGGAAGAGCCAAGGGUCCUCAUUCAAGGGUCAUUUUUGCUAAAGCCUAUCUCUCUGCCACCAUUGCUCCUGAGGGGUGGGCCCACUGGAGUUACGCUGGCUCCACUCAGAACUUAUUCCAUGGCGAGUACAAGAACUUUGGACCUGGAGCUAAUACUACAAAACGAGUUAGCUGGGCCAAACAGCUUACUGAAAAAGAAGUUGAACCCUUCAUAUCUGUUGAUUUCAUUGAUGGCAAGGAGUGGCUUCCUGCUCACCUAUAA
Messenger RNA from Neltuma alba, 1059 nucleotides. Its product is annotated as probable pectinesterase 67. Gene Ontology annotation, molecular function: pectinesterase activity. The coding region runs from base 1 to 1059 and encodes 352 amino acids. NCBI's taxonomy places the organism in Eukaryota, Viridiplantae, Streptophyta, Magnoliopsida, Fabales, Fabaceae. The transcript is spliced from 5 exons. Gene Ontology annotation, biological process: pectin catabolic process; cell wall modification. The record is from RefSeq and is a predicted model, not a curated record.